This is a messenger RNA of Cottoperca gobio, 2196 nucleotides long. RefSeq names its product monooxygenase, DBH-like 1, like (gene moxd1l). The record is from RefSeq and is a predicted model, not a curated record. Gene Ontology annotation, biological process: octopamine biosynthetic process; norepinephrine biosynthetic process; dopamine catabolic process. Gene Ontology annotation, molecular function: dopamine beta-monooxygenase activity; copper ion binding. The transcript is spliced from 14 exons. Gene Ontology annotation, cellular component: secretory granule membrane. Lineage: Eukaryota; Metazoa; Chordata; Actinopteri; Perciformes; Bovichtidae. The coding region runs from base 128 to 1735 and encodes 535 amino acids.
CGGGAGGAAUGGACUUAGUUCAGUGUAGCUUCAAGUUUGAAGCGCGCAGAGAGCUGCUGACAGUACGGAGGGAGUGACCUGCACCACGGAGAGAAACCGGAAAGGAGCGGGGGCGUCGGACCCCAACAUGCCCUUCAUGGAGUACCUGGACCAGAAUCAUAUGGUCUGCCUGGAGUGGGGCUUUGAUAACCCGCAAGGAAACAUCACAUUCAAGCUGGUGGUCAACACGACAGGCUGGGUGGGCUUUGGCUUCAGUCCGAACGGAGGCAUGAAGGGUGCAGACAUGGUCAUAGGGGGAAUUGGGUCCAGUGGAAGCUACUUCACAGAUCGUCAUGCCAUAGGAAAGUUUAUGCCCUUGAUGGACGAGCUGCAGAGCUACAUUCUCCUCUCUAUGAUUGAAAGUGAGGGUCAAACCACGAUGACCUUUCAGAGGUCCAUUCAGUCGUGUGAUGACAAUGACUUCCAUAUCACUACUCAACCCAUUAAACUGAUCUAUGCCUACGGAGAAACAGAUGAAAUCGCCUACCAUGGGGCCCGUAGAGGCACCAAGGAAGUCAACCUGCUGAACUAUAUGCCCAGGACGACCUUAAGCAGCCUCAACUAUCUCAUUGCCAAAAUGGACAACAUCACUAUCCCUCAAAAGAAUACCUACUACCACUGCAAGUACAUGAAGUUGAACUUAACUACAAAACAUCAUAUAUAUCUGAUUGAACCAGUGAUUGAGCACAUUGACAUGGUGCAUCACCUGCUGCUGUACCGCUGCCCCUCCUUUGUGACGAAGGAGGAGGAUAAGCCGUGCUACAUGGGCGACAUGGGGGAUACCUGCUUCGGUGUGGUGGCUGCAUGGGCAGUGGGAGGAGGGGUGUUUGAGUUUCCAGAAAAUGCAGCCAUUCCUAUUGGAGGUGCAGACAGUAAUACAAUCUAUAGGCUGGAAAUCCACUACAAUAACCCAAACAAUGAAGCAGGUAGGACAGACAGCUCAGGUCUGAGACUGCACUAUACAGCCCAACUCCGGCAGCAUGACGCAGGCAUCCUGAUGACAGGUAUUUCGCCGCUUUCAGAUGUGCACUACAACAUCCCUCCAGGUGCCACUGAAUUUCACACCUACGGCGUGUGUAAUACCACUCUCUUUUCAAAGCUUUUGAAUCCUGUGCCUGAACUGCAAGUCUUUGCUGGGAUGCUGCACACUCACUUAGCUGGGAGGAAAGUCAGAGUUGCCCACUACAGAAAUGGAAAGCAGAGAGACUUCUUGCUCUUGGAUGAAUACUUUGACUUUGAGUUACAGCAGAGCAUCAGUUUGGGAAACAUCAAGACCAUCAAGCAGGGUGAUGAGAUUGCAGUGGAGUGCACCUACAGUACUACCGAUCGCACCAAAGUCACUACGUUCGGGUUACGAACUACUGAUGAGAUGUGCCUGGCCUUCCUGUACUACUACCCUGCAAUCAAGAUCACCACAUGUGCUAGCUUCCCGAACACAAGCAUGUCUGAGAACAGCACAACUUCAGACCAGGAUAGCAUUUCUGCGCAGGAAAGUUUCCUGAAGACCCUUCCACAAAUUCAGUACGCUUCUGAUGACGAUUUCAAAUUCUCAAUGGAGAAAAAUGGCAAGGUCAGGGAGAUGAUGAAGACACCUGACCCUUGUCAGAAAAGCAACGCGGCAAGCAGACUCAGCACUUCCUGGAUUAUGAACCCAGCAGGAAUCACACUUUUGUCACUCUGGAUUGCAAUAAUGUAACAUGGUUGUAUGAGCAAAACCAUUGCAAUCUUGAUAAAAGAAAGGCACAGUUAAUAAAAUCUGUAUUGUCCAACUGGCUUCAACUUUACAGGACAGGGUGUAUACCAUUUUCUAUGUUUUAAUUCUCUCUGUUCAUUGCAUAUAUAUAUUUUUUGGUGUUGAUUAAUAAUCACAGAUCAGGCCAUAUCAUUUUGCAACUGUCAUAUUGAUUUUCAUAUUGAGAUUUACAUUCCUUUCUUACUUUAAACUCUGUUUCAUAAAAACGCAUAAUACUAUCUGGCGGUAGAUAAAUAAAUGAUUGCCACACUCAAUUUAUACAGUUUUAAGGGAAUUUAACAAAUGUAUACCCUAAUACCUACAGUUUGCACUAUAUCUUGAAAUCUUGAAUCAUGCACUGUAAGACUAAUUGCUGAUGUAUACAUGGAUAUAUACAGUUAUAUAAAAGAGCCAAUAAUGUCUCA